UUCGCCACAAACCGCUGUGUCAUUACCUUCCACUCACGCGGAGAGACGCAGCAGCAUGAGCGGUGCAUACCCUCCGGUGAAGGUGAUGAGCUACAACAUCUUGGCUGAUGAGCUCUCCUCCAACUUCGUGCCACGCACCAUGGAGGAGCCAUCCCACGCGGUGCUUGAGGAGGUCUUCGGCACCGAGGACACCGCGGCCCAGUGGCGGGAGGUCAACCAGGCUCUCCAUGAGGAACAUAGCCGAAAGUGGCAUCCCAUGAAGACCAUGGUCACCACCCCGGAGGGCCGCAAGAUCAAAGUUCGAGGACUUUGGGACCAAGUAGACCUCACCGUUUUGGCUGAGAAGGGCUGGCAACUGGAUGGUGUCAAGGUGGAGAAUGCCAGUACACUGGAGGGUGCAAAGACCUUCCUUGGAGUUAUACAGCAAUUCCUCGACCAGGAGCGGGCCGGGCGGCUCUACGCGGCGGUGCAGAAGGUCCAUGUGAACUCCCGGACCUGGGAGGUGCGUGGCCAGAGAAUCUUGGAGCGGCUAAGACAACAAGAGCCCACACUGGUGGCCUUCCAGGAGUACGAUGUCCAUGGCCUGGCCACAGGUGACUGGGGAAGCUUCCGGGAAGCCCUGGAAGGCCUGGGCUAUGAAGGUGCAGUAUUCCUAGGUCCAGGGCAGGAGAAAGUGGGCGUCGGCCUUUUUUGGCUGCGCGCCCGUGCCAAGCUCUUGGCCGGCGAUGCAUUGCCUGAGGACCGGAUGUGGCCCUGCGGCCUGGAGAGUGGCUCUUUGGGCAACGUCGACCUCCAGGAGCCCUUGGAGCGAGCGAUGGAUAGAAGGCCCUUCUGCUACGCCAAGCUUCUGGUGGACGACGUCCCGCUCUUCUUUUGUGGCACCCAUUUGAUGACGAGCUCCAGGGACAAGGAUGGUCAGAUCCGAAAGCAGGAGCUGAUCACGAUUCGCCGGCUACUGGAGGAGCGCGUGGAGGCUCCAGUGAUCUUUUGCGGGGAUUUCAACAUCAACUGCCGGAACUGUGCCGAGGAGCAUAUUUUCGAAGGCACCGGACACCAGCGAGACGAAGAGACGCAGGUGGGCCGCCUUUGUUGGCGCAAGCUGGGCGGUGUGGCGCUGGUGUUGCGUGAUGCCUAUGCAGAGGUCAACACCCUUGAGGACUUCUCUUCUACACGCACCGGCAUCCGUUUGGAGACAGUGGACUACAUCUUCUAUGAGGAAGAGGCCUUCAGGCUCCUGGAGCGCAGUGAGCUCCGAUGCCCUGCGGAAGCGAUGCCGAACGCACAGGAGCCGUCGGACCACAUCCCGCUGAUGGUGACCCUGGAGCGGACCUCGUGACGGAGCAGGUCGGGGACCUCCCAUCGCUGGUGGAGACGACGACCGCUGAUGCCGGGGAUUCAAACAGAUCAGUUAAGGCACCGGUCCAGACAGCUUCAAGCUUUUGGAUCCAUUUGGAUCUUGAUGGAUCCCGUCUUUUUCAGUGUUUUUUCUUAUCUUACGUUU
Durusdinium trenchii is the source of this 1501-nucleotide messenger RNA. Lineage: Eukaryota; Dinophyceae; Suessiales; Symbiodiniaceae. The record is from the annotation of a GenBank genome assembly.